This is a messenger RNA of Cucumis melo (muskmelon), 2513 nucleotides long. RefSeq names its product lysM domain receptor-like kinase 4. Gene Ontology annotation, molecular function: protein kinase activity; ATP binding. NCBI's taxonomy places the organism in Eukaryota, Viridiplantae, Streptophyta, Magnoliopsida, Cucurbitales, Cucurbitaceae. The transcript has a single exon. Gene Ontology annotation, biological process: protein phosphorylation. The record is from RefSeq and is a predicted model, not a curated record. Bases 382 to 2304 code for a protein of 640 amino acids.
AAAAUUGGGGCAAUUGGGAGCCGCCAAUGAAGAGUUAUUCCAUUACUCAAACUUGAAAACUUCUCAUCUGUGCAAUCUCUAGAUCUUUGGUUUGAUUACAUAGUCACCAAUUUGUUCCAAACAAGACCAUAAUAAACAAAGCUUGUCCCUUUUGGACUACUUUCUUCCCACUCUUCUCUAUAUUAAAUUUCAAAAUGUCAUACAAGUCAACUAAAGAAACAAUGACAGCACUGCCAAAUCCCGCGUUGCUUCGUCUUCCCAUUGCAAAGUUCAAGACCCAACACACACUUCUUCUCCUUCCUCCAUCCAAUUUUGACCUGUUCCAAUAUAUAAGUACUGUUUUUGAACAAACCCCAUCUGAAAAUUUCCCCCAAGUUCAUCAUGGAUUCCUUCCAAUUCCAUUUUUUCAUUGCUUCUCUUUUUUGCUUCUUCUCUUUCAUUGUUUCUCAGCAACCCUACACCGGAUCCACCACCGCCGAUUGUUCCGUCACCCACAAUUCAACCGGCAAUUUGGGUUACUUUUGCAACACCCCCAAUCGGAAUUGCCAAUCAUUCCUCACCUUCAGAUCUCGGUCUCCAUUUAACUCUGUUUCCUCCAUUGCUACUCUCUUAGGUUCCGACCCCUCCGAGCUCUCUCGGGUCAACUCCGUCAACGCCUCUGCCACUUUCCCGCCGGAGAAAUUGGUGCUUGUUCCAACCACUUGUUCCUGUUCGGGUCUGUUUCUUCAAUCAAAUGUUUCUUUUACAACACGAACUGGUGAUUCUUACUUUGCCAUUGCAAAUGAAACUCUACAAGGUCUCUCCACUUGUCAAUCUCUUAUAUCUCAGAACCCCAAUAUUGGUGUCACGAGUAUAAAGGGUGGGGAAAGAAUUCUUGUUCCUCUUAGAUGCGCUUGUCCCACCAAGAAUCAGACUGACAUGGGCUUCAAUUACCUUUUGAGUUACUUGGUUGUAUUCGGUGAUACUGUUUCUGAUAUCGCUCAAAUAUUUGAAUCAUUUGGUGCGGAUAUCGGGAUUAUUCUCGAUGCCAACGAACUUCAAGGAAAUUCCUUCGUCAACCCUUUUACCACUCUUUUAGUUCCCCUAAAAACUGAGCCGUCGAGCACUGGAAUGAAGGAGCCUAAGCCAUCGCCGCCGCCGCCGCCGCCGUCUCUGCCCACUUCUCCCUCUCCGGCCUCUAAAAGAACAUGGGUUUAUAUCCUUGUCGCCGUUGUCGGAGGGGUUGUUUUAGCAGCUGUAAUUGGGGCUGUAGUUUUCUUUGCGUGUGUGAGGAAAAGGAAGAAGAAAACUGAGCAUACAACUACAGAAAUUGAUAGCUUUGAAUCAACUGAGAAGCCAUCAGUGAAAAAGUUGGAUGGAGAUUCUUCUUCUAUCACCUUGGAGAGUAUAUCUAGCGUUGUUCAAUCUGUUAAAGCUUACACGUUUAAAGAGCUGCAGGAUGCAACUGAUAAUUUCAGUUCAACCCAUUUGAUUAAAGGGUCUGUUUAUCAUGGCACCAUCAAUGGGGACUCUGCAGCUAUUAAGAAGAUGAAUGGAGAUGUGUCGAAACAGAUCAAUUUACUGAACAAGACAAACCAUUCGAAUCUCAUUCGCCUUUCCGGGGUUUGUUUUGAGGAAGGGCAUUGGUAUCUUGUUUUUGAGUAUGCUGCCAAAGGUGUCUUGAGUGACUGGAUUGAUUCAAAUGGUAGCAACGAUGACAGAUUCUUAACUUGGACACAGAGAAUACAGAUUGCUGUGGAUGUCGCAACGGGACUAAAUUAUCUCCAUAGUUUUACAAAUCCGCCUCAUGUUCACAAGGAUUUGAAGAUGGAUAACAUACUUCUUGAUGGUGACUUCAGAGGCAAGAUCUCAAACUUCAGUCUGGCAAGAUCAGCGGGAUGGGAAGAAGGCGAGUUUACAUUGACAAUGCACAUUGUUGGAACAAGAGGUUACAUGGCUCCAGAGUAUCUCGAAAAUGGUUUGGUGUCUACAAAGCUUGAUGUCUAUUCAUUUGGGAUUUUGAUAAUCGAAAUGCUUACCGGGAAGGAGAUUUCGGAGUUGCACAGAAAGGAGAAUCUGCAGUUGACUGCCCUUCUUGAAAAGUUGCUUGAUGAAAAAGAUGGGAAGGAUUAUUUGACCCACCUGAUGGAUCCUUCAUUAGAAGGUAACUUUCCCAUUGAACUUGCUGUUCUCAUGAUGAAUAUCGCUAAUCUAUGCGUGAACAAGGAUCCGUCUCAACGCCCGUCCAUGGAUGACAUUGUUCAGUCCCUCUGUAGAAUUUUGAGCAGUUCUUUAUCUUGGGAAUUGCCAGACACUUCUGUGUGACACAGCCGAACUCAUAACAGAUCUGAUCAGAAAUUCUGUUUUUGUCGAAUUAGAGCCGUUCAUUUUAAGUAUAGGAUCUUAUACUUCCCACAUUGUAAAUCAUGUAUGAUUCUUCUACCUCAUUUUCGUAAUCCAAAGCUGUACUAUCGUUCGUAUCUAUAUACAACACAUCUCUUGCAUAUAUUGAAGCUCUUUCAAGGAAAGACAAA